UUUUUAGAAAAUCACUUCACUUGUCAGUUGUCAAAGCUAUUUAAUUUGAAAUUUUUCCUAAAUGUUUUGUAAUACAUUUGCAUGACAUACAAAAUAAUUACGUUCUUUAAUAAUGUAACAGAAAAGAUAACAAAAAAAGCAAUAUAAUGUUCUUCAGAAACGUAUGGUGUGCAGCCGAGACGACGAAUAGUUGUAGACCGUUGCUUCUUCAGCAAGGUCGUGGAAGCUUCAGCAACGUUCGGGUGGUGGUUCGCAAUUCAUUACACAACAGUCGACGAGGCCCCCGGCGCACGGCUCUCGAGCCCGAUCCGUUGUCACAGAUACAGAUAGAAUCAGGACCUCUUCAUGCUAGAGUCCUUUGGAAACCUUUCUUUUUCACAGUUGGGGUGUCUGCAGUGAGUCUCACUGGCUGCUUUAUAUGGGAAUAUGAAAAUCUUCGCGCACAUGCCUCAUCUUUUCUCAAAAAACCUGGCACCUGGUUGAGUGCUCAACAAAGAAAAUUUAAAACACAUCUUCAAAAAGCUGAGCCUGGUCCACUUACCAAAUGGUGGAGGUCAUUAAGAGAUAGUGAGAAAGUAUUUUACCCAAUACUUGCUGCAAAUUUAUUGGUGUUUGGUGCUUGGCGUGUGAGGUCCCUGCAACCUUACAUGAUAAAAUACUUCUGUUCUAAUCCAUCUGGAAGUUCACGAUGUCUACCAAUGUUGUUGUCUACAUUCAGCCAUUAUUCUGCAAUGCAUUUAGCUGCAAAUAUGUAUGUUCUCUACAGCUUCAUGCCUGCUGCAGUAGCUUCAUUAGGCAAAGAACAAUUUGUAGCCAUGUAUUUAAGCGCUGGUGUAAUAAGCAGCUUCGCAAGUUUUGUCUACAAAGUUUUACUAAAUCAGCCUGGCCUUAGUCUUGGUGCAUCAGGAGCAAUAAUGUCAGUGUUGGCAUAUGUAUGUGUGCAGUAUCCUGAUACCAGGCUCAGCAUUAUCUUCUUGCCCAUGUACACAUUUGCUGCUGGCACGGCUAUCAAGGUUAUCAUGAGUGUUGACUUGGCCGGAGUGGUAUUUGGAUGGAAAUUCUUCGACCAUGCUGCGCAUCUUGGUGGUGCAUUAUUUGGCAUGGCAUGGUGUCACUGGGGUAGCUCAAUGAUAUGGGGGAACAGAGAUAAAUUCCUGCAGUAUUACCAUACUUUUAGGAAAAACGAUUCGGGCAGAUAGCAACUUGACUUAGUGAAAAUAAUAGUAAAACAAUUUUUGUUAAGAAAAUAUUAUGAAUCUAAACUGACAAAUUAUUUUUAAUGUUUGGUAAAUAGCAUUUCUUCUAUUGUUGUGAUAAAAAUUUGGCUUUUCUUUGUAUGUUUACAGAAAAGGAAAUAUUUGUAAAUAACAACUUUAUUUCAAAAAUAAAAACGGAUAUUAAUUAAAAA
Molecule: messenger RNA, 1408 nt
Organism: Spodoptera frugiperda (fall armyworm)
Lineage: Eukaryota; Metazoa; Arthropoda; Insecta; Lepidoptera; Noctuidae
Gene: rho-7
Product: presenilins-associated rhomboid-like protein, mitochondrial
Exons: 9
Coding region: 147-1199 (350 amino acids)
Cellular component (GO): membrane
Molecular function (GO): serine-type endopeptidase activity
Source: RefSeq, a predicted model, not a curated record